UUGAAAGAAUUGGGAACCAAAAGUAGAAUUAAGACACACAUUAUUAUACUUAACCAACCGCCAUUUACCAGAACACCAACAAAGUAGACGUUGCAGUAGCGCUAGCCAUAAGAUCAUCAUCACAUCACAUGAACAACCUUCACUUCAAUCUCUCUAUUUAUUAAUUAUUAUUACUUAGCUUAAUCAAUUCAAUUCGUUUCGCUUCAUGAUUCUUCUUCAAAUCAACAAUCUCCUCCAUCUCUUAUCAUUCUCCACCAAUCUCCAUUUCUAAAGCCGAAAUGUGGCACCGUUUAUCAUCUUCAAAACUCAACCUCACAACUUGUAGUUUAGGGUUAGGGUUUCUUAGUCGAUCGUUCUCGUCUCAACCAGGGAAGAGAUUCGCUGCGUUAUGGGGUAACGGCGAUUACGGUAGAUUGGGUCUCGGUGAUUUGAAUUCUCAAUGGAAACCUGCUAUUUGCACUUCCUUCCAUAACCAAAACGUUAAUUCCAUUGCUUGUGGUGGUGCUCACACACUCUUCUUAACAGACAAUGGAUGUGUUUAUGCUACUGGUCUCAACGAUUUUGGACAGCUCGGUACAUCGGAGAGUAAACAAUACUCACUUGUGCCACUUCAAGUUUUUGGGCAUGAGAAGAAAGUUGUGCAGAUAUCUGCUGGUUAUAAUCAUUCGAGUGCAAUAACGGAGGAUGGAGAACUAUACAUGUGGGGAAAGAAUACAACUGGGCAGCUUGGACUUGGAAAACGGGCUCCCAACAUAGUUCCUUUGCCAACUAAAGUGGAAUCCUUCGAUGGAAUCACCGUUAAAAUGGCAGCUCUGGGUUCUGAGCACUCGGUGGCUAUUAGUGAUGAAGGAGAGGCCUUUAGUUGGGGAACGGGAGUGUCUGGUAGACUUGGUCAUGGCCAUGAGUCAAGUAUACUGGGAUUCUUCAAAAGUUACAGUGAAUACACCCCAAGGCUUAUAAAGGAUCUUGAAGGAAUCAAGGUAAAAUAUGUAGCUGCUGGGAUGCUGACCUCAGCUUGUACUGAUGAAAAUGGUUCUGUGUUUAUAUUUGGAGAGAAAGGAAUUGACAAAUUGCUCUUGAAGGGGAUGAGGAAUGCAACAAAACCAUCAUUGAUUAGUGAACUUCCAUACGCUGAAGAAGUUGCUUGUGGUGGCUAUCAUACCUGUGUCUUGACAAAUAUUGGUGAGCUAUAUACUUGGGGUUCAAAUGAAAAUGGCUGCCUUGGCAUAGGGUCCUCAUAUGCCAUUCAUUCACCUGAAAAGGUUCAAGGGCCAUUCUUGGAGUCUUCUGUUUUUCAGGUCUCUUGUGGUUGGAAGCAUACAGCAGCCGUUUCUGGGGGAAGAGUCUUCACAUGGGGUUGGGGAGGUUCUAAUGGAACUUUCUCUGAUGAUGGACAUUCUUCAGGUGGACAAUUGGGUCAUGGAAGUGAUGUGGAUUUUAUAAAUCCUUCAAGAGUUUGCUUUGCAGAAGACGUGAAAGCAUUGCAAGUUUCAUGUGGUUUCAAUCAUACAGGUGCUAUACUCGAGUAUACGUAGGUUUGGCUGCUCCUGGAAUUCAUAAUCAUUUGUAACCUACAAAAAAAAUGGGGAAAAAUUAAUUCACGCACCCCAUGUAUCUUCUGUAGAUCACCAUAUUUGCCAAAUGUAUAACUUCCAACCCAUCCAAGAGGCUCCCGGAAAUUGCAGCAUCCCUUAAAGUGAGGGCAAGGCAUAAUAUUAUCCAUUGUUGUAUUUUUAUCAGUCUUUCCACAGAAAAAUAAAAUCAUACAUAUAAAUAUAUAUUUACAAAUAAAUCUACCUUGAUGUACAAAACUUCUGUAAAAAAAACUACUUCAAAUGAUGCUAGAGAUAAAGAUACAUUGUGUUUUUGUUA
This is a messenger RNA of Trifolium pratense (red clover), 1872 nucleotides long. RefSeq names its product PH, RCC1 and FYVE domains-containing protein 1. The transcript is spliced from 14 exons. Lineage: Eukaryota; Viridiplantae; Streptophyta; Magnoliopsida; Fabales; Fabaceae. The record is from RefSeq and is a predicted model, not a curated record. Bases 279 to 1535 code for a protein of 418 amino acids.